Messenger RNA from Psylliodes chrysocephalus, 4175 nucleotides. The record is from the annotation of a GenBank genome assembly. NCBI's taxonomy places the organism in Eukaryota, Metazoa, Arthropoda, Insecta, Coleoptera, Chrysomelidae.
UGUCUUUCGUGUCAUUUAAUGACCAAUUGUCAAAUUUUACAUAAAUGUUUAAAAUGAUCAGAUCAAAAUUCUAGUGAUUCCAGUUCUUCAAAAUGCCCCAAAUCGAUUAUAAUAGUAACUAAAUCACUACAAUCACUUUCAGCCGUAGAGUAAUGGAAACAGGAUGUGAUCGAAAAUGUGGUGGUCAGUCUAAAGAAGAAUGUUCUGAUAACUGUCCAGGUACAAAGAAAGAAUUAAAAUCAUGUAACAAACUUCAGGGAUGUCCUGGUCGCAGUUGUACAGGUGAAGGUUGUUCGUGCUGGGGUUGCAAAAUAAAACCAGCAAACACCGAAUUGUCAUGUCGCCCAUGUUGUCCAGGAAUGCCUGUUACGAAAAUUGAGAGCAAAUGUCGACCAUCUUGCCCAGGAACGACGCUUGGUAAAGUCGAGAGUAUGUGCCGGCCAUAUUGUCCGGGGUAUGCCCCUCAGCAAGACAAUAAAUGUUCUACUGGUUGUCCUGGACUUGGAGAUAAAAAAGACACAACUGAAGAAAUCAAAUGUGCACUAUCUUGUCUUGGUCAACAAAAAUCUGAAGCUAAUUGUUCACCAGAUUGUCCAAAUCAACAAAAACCAAAAGGAUGUAAUAAAUUAGGAGGUUGUCCAGGUUAUUCUUGCACUGGAUCAGGUUGUAAAUGUUGGGGCGGCCAUCCGCCUGGUAUAGCAGCCGAGAAAAAAGAAUCUCAUAGUUGCCCUCCAAGUUGUCGACAGCCACAAAUAAAUCAACAACAGGCGACGGGUAAAAGCCUUUCGGUACAGACUUUCGAAUGUCCUCCAAGUUGUCAAUCAUCAAAAAAGAAUCAACCAGAGUCACAAAGUUGCUCUCCAACUUGUAAAUCACUUUCAACGCCACCCGCACCGGCUUCAGCAUGUCCUUCAAGUUGUCAGUCUCCUCAAAAGGACAAAUCAGAAACACAAGGUUGUCCACUAACUUGUAAAGCACUACCGCCGCCUCCUUCUACAAUGAUUUCUGUAUGUCCUGCUAGUUGUCAAACAAAUAAAAUAAAUCAACCACAGCCACAGAGUUGUUCUCCAACUUGCAAAUCAUCAUCACCACCUCCUCAACUGACUCCGUCAUGUCCUCUAAGCUGUCGCCCUUCUACGAUUAAUCAAAAGCCAUCGAAUUGUUCUCCAAGUUGUCCAGGAAAUCAACUGAAUCAACAACAGCCACAGACUUGUCCUCCAAGUUGUAAAUCAGCACCAGCUCCGUCUCAACCGGCUCCAUCAUGUCCUCUAAGUUGUCGUCCGUCUUCAGUGAAUCAAUCAAAAGGUUGUCCUCCUAGUUGUAUACCACUACCACCUCCACCACAACAACCUGCACCGAUUUCGCGUUGUCCCCCAAGUUGUAUACCACUACCGCCACCACCACAACAACCUGCACCGGUUUCGGGUUGUCCUCCAAGUUGUGUACCACUACCACCACCACCACAACAACCUGCACCGAUUUCGGGUUGUCCUCCAAGUUGUGUACCACUACCACCACCACCACAACAACCUGCACCGGUUUCGGGUUGUCCCCCAAGUUGUGUACCAUUCCCACCACCACCACAACCACAAUAUACUCCUACUUCGGGAUGUCCUCCAAGUUGUAUACCACUUCCACCACCACCACAACCUAUUCAAACACCGGAGUAUCCUCAAUCAUGUAUACCUUCACCUACAAUACCAACUUCCGGAGCAUGUCCUCUAUGUUGUCAACCUCCACAGCCACAGAGUUGUCCACUUACUUGUGGACCACCACCAUCACCAACACCGGUAUCUGGAUGUCCUCCAAGUUGUCAAACACCCCCACCUCAACCUGUACAACCUUCGGCAUGUCCACCAUGUUGUCAGCCACCUCAAAUAAGUCAACCACAAGGUUGUCCUCCAAGUUGUAGACCACCAUUACCGCCACCAACACCGAUUUCGGGAUGUCCCCCAAGUUGUCAACCAUCACCUCAAUUUUCACCUCCAUCGGGAUGCCCUUCAUGUUGUCAACCACCGCUACCACCACCUCCACCGACUUUGGGAUGUCCUUUAUGUUGUCAACAACCUCCACCUCAACCGACUUCAGGAUGUCCUCCAAGUUGUGGACCACCUCAAAUAAGUCAAUCACAAGGUUGUCCUCCAAGUUGUAGACCACCAUUACCACCUCAAUUUCCACCUACAUCGGGAUGCCCUCCGUGUUGUCAACCACCAGCACCACCACCAGAUCUACCGACUUCGAGAUGUCCCUUGUGUUGUCAACCACCUCCACCUCAACCGUCUUCAGGAUGUCCACCAAGUUGCCGGCCACCUCAGAUUAGUCAACCACCAUUACAGCCACAGAGUUGUCCACCAAUUUGUAGACCACCCCCACCGCCACCACCGACUUCUGGAUGUCCUUUAUGUUGUCAACCACCACCACCGACAUCUGGAUGUCCUUUAUGUUGUCAACCACCACCACCUCAAACUCCACCGAUUUUGGGAUGUCCACCAAGUUGUCAGCCACCUCAGAUGGGUCAACCACAAUUACAGCAACAGAGUUGUCCACCAACUUGUAGACCUCCACCACCACCACCGACUUCGGGAUGUCCUCCAACUUGUAGACCUCCACCACCACCACCACCGACUUCGGGAUGUCCUCCAACUUGUAGAUCUCCACCACCACCACCGACUUCGGGAUGUCCUCCAACUUGUGGACCUCCCCCACCACCACCGACUUCGGGAUGUCCUCCAACUUGUAGACCUCCACCACCUUCACCGACUUCGGGAUGUCCUCCAACUUGUGGACCUCCACCACCACCGACUUCGGGAUGUCCUCCAACUUGUAGACCUCCACCACCACCACCGACUUUGGGAUGUCCUCCAACUUGUAGACCUCCACCACCCCCACCGACUUCAGGAUGUCCAUCAACUUGUAGACCACCACCACCACCACCUACUUCGGGAUGUCCUCCAACUUGUGGACCUCCACCACCACCGACUUCGGGAUGUCCUCCAACUUGUAGACCUCCACCAUCACCACCGACUUCGGGAUGUCCUCCAACUUGUAGACCUCCACCACCCCCACCGACUUCAGGAUGUCCUCCAACUUGUAGACCUCCACCACCACCGACUUCGGGAUGCCCUCCAACUUGUGGACCUCCACCACCACCACCGACUUCGGGAUGUCCUCCAACUUGUGGACCUCCACCACCACCACCGACUUCGGGAUGUCCUCCAACUUGUAGACCUCCACCACCCCCACCGACUUCAGGAUGUCCAUCAACUUGUAGACCACCACCACCAUCACCUACUUCGGGAUGUCCUCCAACUUGUAAACCAACACCUCCACCUAAUUCGGGAUGUCCACCAAGUUGUCAGCCACCUCAAAUGAGUCAACCCCAAUCACAGCCACAGAGCUGUCCGCCAACUUGUAGACCUCCACCACCACCAACUUCGGGAUGUCCUCCAACUUGUAAGCCACAACCUUCACCUAAUUCUGGAUGUCCAUCAAGUUGUCGACCACCUCAAAUGAGUCAACCACAGUCACAGAGUUGUCCUCCAACUUGUAAACUACCUGAGCCACCAACUUCGGGAUGUCCUCCAAGUUAUCGGCCACCCCAAAUAAAACAGCAACAAUCACAGUGUUCUCCAAAUUGCAAACCACAGCCUCCACCUAGUUCGGGAUGUCCUCCAAGUUGUCAACCACCUCAAAUGAAUCAAAAACAGUCACAGGGAUGUCCUCCAACUUGUGUAAUGCCAACCCCACCGACGCCGGCGUCAGGAUGUCCUCCAAGUUGUAAACUACCAUCACCACCUCCGCCUCCUGGAUGUUGUCCAAAUUGCGGACAACCUCAAAACAACCACGGACCACAGGGUCAGACAUCGAAAAUAUCGCAAGGUUGCCCUCCAACUUGCCAGCCACCUCAGAUGAACCAAACACCACAAGGUUGUCCACCAAGUUGUCGGCCACCUCAAAUGAACCAGGCUCCACAGGGCUGUCCACCAAGUUGCCAGCCACCUCAGAUGAACCAAGCACCACAAGGUUGUCCACCAAGUUGCCAAUCGCCACAAGUAAACUACGAUCAAUCUCCAUAUCAACAAAACUCUUACGGUUGCAGCCCGACUUGUCCACACAAUCAAUGAGUAAAUUGGUAAAUUUGUAAAAUAUUAAUAUAAUAAACAACUAAAUAUUUA